Penicillium oxalicum is the source of this 507-nucleotide messenger RNA. RefSeq lists its product as uncharacterized. The transcript is spliced from 3 exons. NCBI's taxonomy places the organism in Eukaryota, Fungi, Ascomycota, Eurotiomycetes, Eurotiales, Aspergillaceae. The record is from RefSeq and is a predicted model, not a curated record. Bases 1 to 507 code for a protein of 168 amino acids.
AUGGAGGAAAUGAACCAAAGAAUGAAGAACUUGGAUGAGAAAUUUGAGAUGUUAGAGCGGAAAGUGAUAAAGCAGGAGGCAGAGCUUGAUGCGCAUGAGAACUCUCGAUUCAUGAGGCGAAAUUCUGGCAAGAAGGAAGCAUCACGCCGGAAGAACGAUCAACUGCCCCGAGAAGAUCAACCUCUCUACGACAGCGAUAUAUGUACCGAUGCUGAGUUGAUCACCGAGUGCUACGAGCAAGACAGUAUUUCUUGGCAAGCCUUUGACAUUCUAUAUGGUCUGACCCCGAAUGAGUUCCUUGGCAUUGAUCAGAGUAGAUGUCAUUUCUCCUUGUUGGUUUUCAACGAAGCAGCUGCCAUUCUGUUUCGAAAGGCCAUGACAGAAUUGCCCACGGAGAGGAUGAGGCGCAAACGUGAUGGUAUUGUCAAGCUCUUAAGGGAGAGGAAUUACGAGGAAGCCGAAAAGAUGAGUAGUACUUGUUUUUGGAAACGUGAGUUUUGUUUGUAA